Molecule: messenger RNA, 309 nt
Organism: Podarcis lilfordi (Lilford's wall lizard)
Lineage: Eukaryota; Metazoa; Chordata; Lepidosauria; Squamata; Lacertidae
Source: the annotation of a GenBank genome assembly
AUGGAGGUACUCCACCUGGAAGUCCCCUGCAUGCCUGUAGAGAAGAGGGAAACAGGACAUGGUGGGAACAAGCACGUAUUCCUCCCCACAGUAGCCAAUGGGAAGGUAGAAGAAAAAAGCUACCCCUUGCCCUGUCCACGGCAAAAUCUCGGGACAGUGGAUGAGGACAGCUGCUAUUCUCCCUGUCGCAAAUGUACAGUAGGAUUGCUCUGUUUUGUAAGCUUUCUCUGUGAGUUGUGGGACCUUUUGAAAUCAGAUCUGCAGCUGUGGAAGGAGGAGGUGUGGCUCUCAUGGCCUCUGGUUAGAUAA